CGCCGCCCCUAUUCCUGAACGCGGCCUACGUGACUUUCCCUACGCUGGCGGAGCGAAUAAAGCUUCACUUACGUCGUGGGCGCAGUGGCUCCUUGUAAUGGCGACCGUGCCGCGGAUGCGCCCAAGCUCUCUCUCUCUGUGAAAAUGGAGCGAAGAAGAAGUUAUUCCCACUGAAUUGCCAAGGAGGAGGACUUCUCUGCGCGCCCGCUAACGUGCUCGACUUCGCCGCUGCUUUUUUGUUUUUGUUGUGGGGGGGAACGUCUGCGCCUCCCACCUCCGCCCCGCGAUGAUGAAGCUCAAGUCCAACCAGACCCGGACGUACGACGGGGACGGCUACAAGAAGCGGGCCGCCUGCCUGUGCUUCCGGAGCGAAUCGGAGGAGCAGGUGCUGCUGGUGAGCAGCAGCAGACAUCCUGACAAGUGGAUCGUUCCUGGAGGGGGCAUGGAACCCGAGGAGGAGCCCAACGUCGCCGCUGCCCGGGAAGUGUGCGAAGAGGCGGGGGUGAAAGGAACGUUGGGUCGCUUGGUGGGCGUGUUUGAGAACCAGGAGAGGAAGCACAGAACCUUCGUGUACGUUCUGAUCGUGACAGAAGUUCUACAAGACUGGGAGGACUCGCUCAACAUUGGGAGGAAAAGGGAGUGGUUUAAAAUCCAGGACGCGGUGGAUUUGUUGCGCUGUCACAAGCCCGUGCAGGCCACCUACUUCCAGGCCCUCCAGGAGACCUGCCCCACCAGCAACGGGACCCCUCUGGUGGCCACGAUAGGCGGGGACCUACCCCCCACCUACACCCUCACCCAGAGCUCCGUCUCGGAUGUCAGAUAACUAAAAACCUCUUCUUCUGCUCUGCCUUGCCAACUCUGCCGUGCCAUGGCGGCACAGACUGCAUGAAAACACCCCCCCCCCCCCCCCCCCCGGCCCUACGGACGCACCUUACCAACGCAAAGAAAGACCUUUUUACCGUCGUCAUGUAAACGUGUGUAUCUAGUGCUUUUCAACAGCCUCCAUUUUCUUUCCCCGGCCGCACCCCUCUUUUUGGAUGGUCCCGUUUACAGUCUGGAACAAUCACUCGGCGGGGGAGUGACAGAAUGUCAACAUUUCAGCGUUUCCUCCCACAUAUCACCCACUUCCUGUCCGUUUGCUUCAAUUGUUUACAUUUUCCCCCCCCUGGUAGCGUUGGAUCCACACCCCUCCCAGAAACUUCACCAGUCCGAGCACAAAGAAGCCUUGAACACUUUGUUGUCCACACCUUCUUUCUUGUCGGACAGGCCAAGACUCUCUAGGGCCGGCGGCGUUAUAUACUGUGAAACUGUAGGAGAGGACUUGUUGUAAAUUAUUUCUGUAUAGAUCAACUGGAAAAAGGACAGUCUUUCAACCCCCGGGGAGUGAGAAUCCUGCGAGCAUCCUUUUGGAAGUCCGUGUUCUGACACGGGCUGAUUUCUUUCUGGACCACGGUCCUCCCAAAUGUUGUGUGCGUGAAAUGGACGGUGGCAGUGGAAUAAACGCCGGAUCUUCUGUCACCACCCAGGCGGGUUGGAGGGAUCCCUUUUUUGGGGAGAAGUUGCUGACUGUGCAAGAAGAGGUCACAACGAACAGGUUUUCCCUUCUUAUUAUAACGACUGAAUCCAAGCGACUUCCUCAACCAGUUAAAAAACAAAUGCGAGGAGUCUAUUUUUAUUGGCGCCUAUCAGAAAAGGCCAAAGUCUGGGUUUACGACGGUCUUUCAUGGAGUCUGGAUGCGACUGUGGAGGGCGUUGACCUCGAAGGUCUGACGUCCGAUCAGAUACUUGGUCCUGGCCUAACGCUACUUUGUGCUAAACGUGGCGCUUGAUUUGAUUUGUCUGCUUUCAAAACGACGUCCUCGACUCCCAAGUUACCACGUUCUACAAGUGGACUGGAGUAGCAACGUUUAGUAAAGGUGUCCACUUUGACUCCCAAGUUACCACGGUCUACAAGUGGACUGUAGUAGCAAGUUACCACGGUCUACAAGUGAACUGUAGUAGCAAGUUACCACGGUCUACAAGUGGACUGUAGUAGCAACGUUUAGUUGAAGGUGUCCACUUUGACUCCCAAGUUACCACGGUCUACAAGUGCACUGUAGUAGCAAGUUACCACGGUCUACAAGUGGACUGUAGUAGCAACGUUUGGUUGAAGGUGGCCACUUUCACUCCCAAAUUACCACGGUCUACAAGUGGAUUGUAGUAGCAAGUUACCACGGUCUACAAGUGGACUGGAGUAGCAACGUUUAGUGAAGGUGUCCACUUUGACUCCCAAGUUACCACGGUCUACAAGUGCACUGUAGUAGCAAGUUACCACGGUCUACAAGUGGACUGUAGUAGCAACGUUUAGUUGAAGGUGUCCACUUUGACUCCCAAGUUACCACGGUCUACAAGUGGACUGGAGUAGCAACGUUUAGUUGAAGGUGUCCACUUUUACUCCCAAGUUACCGCGGUCUACAAGUGGACUGUAGUAGCAAGUUACCACGGUCUACAAGUGGACUGUAGUAGCAACGUUUAGUUGAAGGUGUCCACUUUGACUCCCAAGUUACUACGGUCUACAAGUGGACUGUAGUAGCAAGUUACCACGGUCUACAAGUGGACUGUAGUAGCAAGUUACCACGGUCUAAUAGUGGACUGUAGUAGCAACGUUUAGUUGAAGGUGUCCACUUUGACUCCCAAGUUACUACGGUCUACAAGUGGACUGUAGUAGCAAGUUACCACGGUCUACAAGUGGACUGUAGUAGCAAGUUACCACGGUCUACAAGUGGACUGUAGUAGCAACGUUUAGUUGAAGGUGUCCACUUUGACUCCCAAGUUACUACGGUCUACAAGUGGACUGUAGUAGCAAGUUACCACGGUCUACAAGUGGACUGUAGUAGCAACGUUUAGUUGAAGGUGUCCACUUUGACUCCCAAGUUACGACGGUCUACAAGUGCACUGUAGUAGCAAGUUACCACGGUCUACAAGUGGACUGUAGUAGCAAGUUACCACGGUCUACAAGUGGACUGUAGUAGCAAGUUACCACGGUCUACAAGUGGACUGUAGUAGCAAGUUACCACGGUCUACAAGUGGACUGUAGUAGCAACGUUUAGUUGAAGGUGUCCACUUUGACUCCCAAGUUCCCACGGUCUACAGGUGGACUGUAGUAGCAAGUUACCACGGUCUACAAGUGGACUGUAGUAGCAAGUUACCACGGUCUACAAGUGGACUGUAGUAGCAAGUUACCACGGUCUACAAGUGGACUGUAGUAGCAACGUGUAGUUGAAGGUGUCCACUCUGGAACCAGAAGGCUGACAAGUGGCUCCAUCUAGUGGUCAAGUUGAUGACGUGCAGGCUGACUGAACAUUGAUUGGCUCCAUAAAAAAAGACAUUUCUCCCAGCCAAUGACAUCAGUCCGGAAGCAACAUCCUCACACUUGUUGGACACUGAGACGGUUGUAGAAUAAAACUCAGCGCAGGACUGAAGAUUGUAAUAUAAAUGUGCCAACAAUAAACACCAGUAUUUCACGUA
This is a messenger RNA of Entelurus aequoreus (snake pipefish), 3507 nucleotides long. It is a transcript of the gene nudt3b, whose product is annotated as nudix (nucleoside diphosphate linked moiety X)-type motif 3b. The record is from RefSeq and is a predicted model, not a curated record. Gene Ontology annotation, molecular function: bis(5'-adenosyl)-hexaphosphatase activity; endopolyphosphatase activity; diphosphoinositol-polyphosphate diphosphatase activity. The transcript has 5 exons. NCBI's taxonomy places the organism in Eukaryota, Metazoa, Chordata, Actinopteri, Syngnathiformes, Syngnathidae. The coding region runs from base 287 to 823 and encodes 178 amino acids. Gene Ontology annotation, biological process: diadenosine pentaphosphate catabolic process; diadenosine hexaphosphate catabolic process; diphosphoinositol polyphosphate metabolic process. Gene Ontology annotation, cellular component: cytoplasm; nucleus.